AUGGAGAUGCAAACCGGCCCACAAGACCCCAAAGUCGCUUUCAAGCCCACAUCUCUUUGGCCCCGACGAAAGCACGCCACAAUCGAUCGUAGCACCUUCGACGCCCCCCACACACUGCAGAACGAAAGUUUGCUAGUCAAGAAAGCUUUCACUGCUUAUGAUAAUGUUCACGCCGGACGUAGUACUGAUGGUUCACGGCCUCAUCGGCAGACCCAGAUCCUGACAAAAAAGGAGGAUGAUAUCCGCCGAAAGAGCUGUAAAGAUUUGGAGACUAAGCUCCAUUAUACUCUUCAGCUAUUCGCAAAGACGGAUGACCUGUCGAAGUGCGAUUACAAAGAGCUGGCGAAGCGUUGGGAAUCUAUUGUCUGGCGAGUGACACAGACAGAAGACGGGGACAUUGACGAGUAUAUGAACAACAUCGAUCUCGAUUUACAUGAUAUCGAUGAGUGGGAUUCCACCUGGAGUGAAGGAAACGGACGGGAGAUGCUCAGCGAUCGCAUCUACCAACUGCUUCCGGAAGACUUCGCGCAGUCACGAUCAUUGCCUCAGCAAAAAACUACGGUAACCUCUCCACCAAAGAUGCGGUUCGUGCCCAAAGUCCCUAAAACUCGCAAACGCAACAACAAAGUCGACACGAGUGAGUUCAAGACGCCAGAGUAUAUUCCAUUGGAUCAGGAUCAGGUGUUUAGAGAUGCUGCCGCCGCCGCUGCGAAAGUCAAGGAAGCUACCCUCAACGCAGAAAGAUACCGCAAAGGCCAACUGUCGACGGAGGAUGAGAAGCGUAGGCAGAAUCGCCGACAGUUCAGAGAAGCUAUCAGCACAUUGAUAGAGCUCCUCCCAAAAACAGAUGCGCUAGCUAAGCUCGAUGGAGCCGACCUUGCAGCAUCAAGGGAAACAUCGAUAUGGGAGGAGACAUUCAAUAAUGCUCAAGAAAUCUCUGCUUAUGACGAUAAGAUACUGGAUGAGCUUCAGGACCUUGAUACUUGGAAUACUUACUGGGAGUCUGAAGAUGCUGAUGAAGGAGGCGGACGGACGGGAUGCACUAUGUUCAGGCAGUAUGUGCUCCAACAUUCCUCGCAAGAGCUGAAUGUCGUAGUCCAGGAGGACUGUCUCAACGAACCUGUGCCGCAAGCCAAGCAGUCCGAGAUGUCGAAAGAAGAUCACGAGCGCACAGAAGCCCGUAACCAAUUCGAAUGGGUAAUCGAGGACCUCGUCAAAUGUUACGUGAACGACGACGAGAUGGCAAGAAUCGAUGUCCCGAAACUUGCGGCGGCAUGGGAGCUCCAGAGUUGGAAUGCCACAUGCGCAAAGACCUUCAAUAUUGCAGAUUAUCUCGACCACGUCGAAAACGAGCGUGUGGAGAUCGUAUCUUAUAGUGAACUGUGGGAAGAUCGUUUGUACAAUGGUCUAACAGGUCAAGAAGCAUUCCGUCAGCAUUUCGAUCAGCACUUUGGCGCAGCAUACCUUAUUCCCGAAUCGACGUCGCCGGAGCUCAAUGACGAACUAUAUGACCUAGCCGGUGGUAACGAGAACGAAGAUUACGACAAAAACGAGGAGGAUGACAUAGCCUCAGGCUCAUACCACAAAGCUGACAGCGAUGUGUCAAAUAGCCUUUGGGAUGACGAACUAUAUGACCUAGCUGGUGGUAACGAAAACGAGCAUUACGACGAAGAGGAGGAUGACAUAGCCUCAGGCUCACACUACAAAGCUGACAGCGAUGUUUCGGAUGACGAACUGUAUGAACUGGGCGGCGGUAACGAUUACAACAUCGAUGUGUCGAAUAACCUUUUGGAGGACGAACAUGAAAUAAUCGAGAGUCCUGCUUCCCCAUCUUCUUCUCAACGGGGCUUCGACGGCAUCCCAAUCGUCGAGGACAUCGAAGGCGAGAUCAACGAAGAUAACGCCCCACAUUAUUCCUUUGGAGCUGCACUUCCUCUACCUCUAUCCGCACCCCAAGACCGCGGCGACGAUGUCCGAUCUGAAUUUAGCUAUUCAAAUAGCUAUUUGGGUGAUAACGCGGAAACCAAUGGUUUCGAAGGCGAGAAAUUGCAAAAUGGCUCCUUUGAGACAUUUGCUAGUGACUCUCAAGACCUCGGAGGUCCACCUUACAACUCCAACAUGAACAGUCUCUUGUCAGAUCAAAACCAGUUCUCUAAUAUCCGACCUAAAUCCCACAUUCCUCCUGAUACCGAGCAGGAUGAUAUAAUGGACUUCGAACACCACCUCACAGAGACGAUCAUUCAGGCCGACAAACCGGGUGCACAUUCAGCCGACGAAUACAAGAAGCUGCCGCUUCAAUCAGCUUCGCUUGUAGCUGAAUCCCAUGAUCAAGGAGUAAAAGACGUCGCAAUGCCCGACCUCCAUGUCAGUACCAUUGCAGACACCUCUUCAUCGAACAUCGGAUCGAAGAUCAGUUCUGAGUCGGGGGCUGACACUGAAAUGUCAACGUCCCCAGAGACUAGAACACCAGUUGAGUCCUCUGGGCUCAUGUUCAGCACCGCCGGAAUGACUUUUGGGAAGCCUUUCAUGGGUAGCACUACGUCGUUCCUGUCUCGCACCACGAUCGACUUUGGUGUAAACACAGCUAAUCUUAGCACGCUGAAGCGUGAGCCUGCUGUGCCUCAAGUAGAUUCACAAGAAUCGAUAGGUAUGUCUCAGACUACCGAAGCAGAUCAAGGCCCUUCAUCGGCAACUGAAAGUAAGCCGGUUGAUGAGAACGUCGGCGUCAGCGAGAAUGAUGAGGUGGCAGAAGACGUGCAGGAAACCAGCCCUGGAGUCGCUCAGAAUACAAUCGAAGCGACUGUCUAUAUGGUCGAAGACGACAUCUGUGCGCAUGGGCUGGUCCCUGCGCAUGAGACCGACACAGAUGACCCAAAGGUCUUUGAUGAGACCGACGACAAUCCAACAUCAUCUGAGUCACCUCCCACAGUCGACCAUGCCGGCGCCUCGGAUACCCGAAUUGAAGCGGUAAAAGCGUCCCAGACUCUGGAGUUUUCCCCAUCCCAGAUGGCCUGCAUCAUGAAGCACAUUUCAAGCUUGCAUGAAGACCUCGUUACAAGGAUCAACGAUGUCGGCAAGAAGUUUGAGAGCGUUCGAGAAUCUCUUCCCGAAGAUCAGCGCGAUGAGCAAGAUCCUAUCUUCUCGGAAAUCAAACAAGAUGUUGGGAGCUUUGGCAGCUUGUCGCCGCAGGCUGCUAUGAGCAUGCUGGUGGAGAUUCCGGAGAUGAGCAAGAAGCCGUCUCAAGAGCCGGCGCACGAAGUACUGACCAUCGAAACAACGACUGCUGAAAUGGUUGCUCAACCCACCAUAUCCCAAGAUGUCCCGGAGAUUGAAACAACAAAGAACAUUGUCGAUAUCCGAAUGGAACCUCCAUCGGAGAAUUUCGCUGAGGAGACUGGUAAAGAGACUAUAUCGCCAGCCAAUAUGCACAAGCAGAAAGGGCAGCCUACUGAAGCAGUCCAGCCUUUGGCACAGAAGCCAAAGAAGAAGAAAUCCAAGAAGCAACCCAAGAAGAAGAUACAUAUCUCCGAAGCUCCUGUCGUCAUCGAUCAGGAAGUAUCUGAGGUCAACAAACUAUGCUCACGCAUCACAACUUACCAAACCGAGUGGGAGUUGGUGUUGGCAAUGAAAGGCGUCAGCGUCCCUCGUGUCUUCAUAGAUAGUGCAGAAGACCUCGUCAACGCAUAUCGAAACAUGGACAAGACUGACAGCGCGACGAAGAGGAGACUCAGUGAACUCAUCAAUCAUUGGGACAGGCUCCGAAGAACAGUCGAUGCAUUCCAUCACCUCUUUCUCUGUUUCUCCAACCAGGCCCAGGACUCCUUGCGCCAAGCCGCGAAGGAUUUCCGCGAGAACAUGUCCGGGAAACAGGGAUAUACAACGACAGCAAUUCGAUACCGAGAGGCCGGGGAAGAACGUCUCGCUGAGCGAUGGGAAGCAUUAGCCGCCGGGCGAGCUCAAGCUCACGAAAAGUUGCUUGAACUUGCGAAGCCGGACUUAGAUGUGCUGGUCGACCGUUACCGGGAGUACUACGACGCAAUACAAGACCUAUAUAUGUGGGGUGUAUUUGCCUUACCCACGAAGUCUAUAGGCGAAAUGGCCAGUUGGACUUUGGCCGAUUACCGUGGGCGGAUCAAGGAAGCUCAUAAAGCUUUCGAUACUCCACUUGAGGAGUUGUCAGUCGAUAUCUGUGACUGCGAGCUUUAG
Molecule: messenger RNA, 4206 nt
Organism: Cucurbitaria berberidis CBS 394.84
Lineage: Eukaryota; Fungi; Ascomycota; Dothideomycetes; Pleosporales; Cucurbitariaceae
Exons: 2
Coding region: 1-4206 (1401 amino acids)
Source: RefSeq, a predicted model, not a curated record